Molecule: messenger RNA, 1755 nt
Organism: Lodderomyces margitis
Lineage: Eukaryota; Fungi; Ascomycota; Pichiomycetes; Serinales; Debaryomycetaceae
Product: dolichol kinase
Exons: 1
Coding region: 1-1755 (584 amino acids)
Biological process (GO): dolichyl monophosphate biosynthetic process
Cellular component (GO): endoplasmic reticulum membrane
Molecular function (GO): dolichol kinase activity
Source: RefSeq, a predicted model, not a curated record
AUGGCGAGAACCAGAAGUGGGUCAAAAAAGGCUUCAGCUAAGGAGGAUAUAACGUUGAGAUCCACUGCUUCGAUAUUCAAGAAUGCGGAUCCUGCCCUUCUUGAAGAAGACGAGGAGAAGCAGAAGAAGAAGAAAAAUAAGGCGGAGGAUGUCAACGCUGAUAAGGAACCAUUAGGAAAUGCACAAGAUGAUAUCGAAAAUGCUGGAUUCCCUUUUAAUUACCUUUACAAAUUUCAAGAUUUUUUGAAUGAACAUGUCAAUCUUUUGAAAGGAGUGCAGUUGUUACUUAUUGGAUUCUUUAUACAAUUGAUUUAUUUAAACCAAGACAAAUUUGAUCAUUUAAAACUGACACUACCAAUGAUUUUUUUCAGUUGUGUUGGUAUUGUUGCUUGCAUGGUGCUUAGUAUAGUGAGAAGCAAACUGGACAAACUUCAUGUGCCUGAUUUCAAUUACUUUUACUGCGUGUUGAUACCAUCAUUGAUUGGUAUUGUCCAUUUCGAUCGUAACUGGAUUAUUGUCAAUUGUGCGCUCAAUUACUUUGUCAUUGAUCAAAUGAAUCCAAUCUUCAAUUUGAUUUCGAGUGUGAUAUUUUUUGAGAUUUACAAGGAAGAUUCAAAAGCAACUUUGGAUACAUUUCAGUUUAUUCAAAUUGGUGCAGCCCAUUUUUUCUUCAGUUUUGCCUUGAAUCAUAUUAACGAUAUCAAUAUACAUGGCCUGGAGGAUGGGGACGUGGCUAAAGGUAAGAGUUCGUUGAAAAAGUCAGAGAUUCAACUUGUAUGUCUAUUGCUUGUGAAUAUUUUGUUUAAUCGUGCCUUAACUGAUAUGGCCUUGCCGUUGCAGAUUUUUCAAAAAUUGGCCAUCAGCUUUGUUGUUACUGGACUCUUUGCCUAUCCUGUUUUUGCAUUUUUGCCUGGGUUGGUCAACAUCGGCUUAUUUGGAGGCAUUUUCUGCUACUUGACAAUCUUUCAAUUGAACCAAGUGGUGGGAAAGAAUGCAUUAACCUGGUUGUAUGAGUACAUUGAUAGUGACCCAGAGAAAAUAUACUUGAUAAAGGUAUGGGCCAGUCUGGCUGUGGUUGUUAUACCAUUGGUGUUUCUCCUCGCCAACUCAGUGAGUUUGAAUGUGAGAAGAAAAGUUUGGCAUUUGUAUGUAAUUUUUGCAUUGACAUUUUCUGGCGAGAUUUUAUUCGGUCAAGUUCAAUUUACCUUGAUAGCGUUGCUCGGUAUGAUUGUUGUGUUUUUGAUAGUUGAGGUUUUCAGACUUAACCAAAUCAGUUUUAUUGGUAAAUACUUGUUCAAUGUGCUUGCGAAAUUUCAGGAUCUGAAAGAUAAGCAAGGACCAUUGAACUUGUCGUAUAUUUAUUUACUUGCUGGGAUUACUACUCCAGUCGUUUACGACUAUCUUGUACAUGGAGAAAGGGCCAGUGUAAUUCGGUACAUUGGACCUAUUACUUUAGGAGUAGGGGAUACCUUGGCGUCCGUUAUAGGUAGGAAAUUUGGCUCAAUCAAAUGGAAGGGAAGUGAAAAGUCGGUACAAGGUACAGUGGCAUUCUUUGUUGGCUCAUUACUUGCAGUCAAUGCUGUCGAAUACAUAAAUGCAGGAAACAAAAAGUACUUGCCCGUUGCAAAUUGGGAAAACUUGGUUGUUUCAAUCAUAUUGGCUGCUUUACUAGAAGGUACAUCUGACCUCAAUGACAAUUACUUGACCCCCAUCUUCCUUCCUGCUGCAUACGAGUUGUUGAAUAGAUGUUACUAG